AUGUAUUUAUUCAUGGCAACUGACAAAGAUGAUUCAACAGAUGAGGCCUUCACAGGUAUCCUUAAAAAAGACAACUUUCCAAAGAAAUUUUUUAUACGCGUAAAAAGACAGACCAGCAAAAGAAUCGAAAGUGCCCCCACCUGUCUUCACCAAACCAAAGAUCCAAAAAUUAACAGAGACAAGAUCUGAAACUGCUAUUUUUAAAUCAGUCUAUUCCUGUGUGAAAAGAAUAGAAUCUAAAGUGGAAACUGUUAUGAAGGAGAUUAAGGACCAAAUAUAA
This is a messenger RNA of Heterotrigona itama, 280 nucleotides long. Lineage: Eukaryota; Metazoa; Arthropoda; Insecta; Hymenoptera; Apidae. The record is from the annotation of a GenBank genome assembly.